AGCGUAGGCUCGCCUCAGAGGCAAGUUGCACGUAUUGAACUCUCUUUCCUCCCGCACCCCGAGCCCAGCCCGGCUCGCGCCUUCACCAUACCAACCAUCAACACAAAAAACGCUCAGGAAUACCAACUUAAUUCCCGCCUCUAUUAGAACGAAUGAAUAAAAAGCUAACCAACCCCCAGAAAGGGUAUCCGUUGGUCCCAGCCAAUCGCAAGAAACCUGCGUUCCGAACUGCCCAAUGAAAGAGAAACGCUUGCGACUGGUUAUUUGAGGAGUAAAGGGCGGGGAAUUCCGUCGGAGUCGGAAGAGUGACAAAAAACCCAACCAACGGAAAGCCAAGAGGGUACGGAUAACGGAGUGAAAAGGGCGGGGUCACUACGAGAGCUUCCAAUGGAAGCAGAGCAAUCUGGCCGUUGUCCAGUGAGAAGCGACGAAGCCGAGAAGCCUGCCCAAUGAAAUGGGGCCGGUGUGGGCGUUACUAGUGAGGCGGCGGCGCACUCGGUGACUCGGCCCCUUUUCGUCUCGGCUUCAGCGAGAGGCAGCGUCGCUUUGUGGGGAAGCCGGGCUAGGCCUUGCCUGUAAUUACGCCGCCGCCAUGUCGAAGUCUGAGGUAAGAGCCCUGAUUACGGGCGGUUUAGUUCCAUUCUUUCGACCCUCAACCUGUGGCUUGUUUUUGUGGAAUUAUGUUUCCUUUGCCUUUAGGGAUCGUCCGAUUACGGGUGCGAUAUGUCUCCUCACGAAGUAAGUCUUAAAAAAAAAAGUAUAUAUUCCCUAUCCCCAUCCCGGAAUUCUUUUCUCUCUUUCCCCGCCAUUUGCCUCGCCUUCUGCUUCAAGGUGUCGGCCUUCCUUCCUUUGCCGCCUGGCCUCUUUUUUUCCCCUCGGGCUACGCAUGCGCGCUGGCUUUCCAGGGCAGGCGCCAUGUUUCACAGUGCGUGGCGGUCACCGCUGCUCUUCCCCGACGCUUGGAAUGGCUGCGCCUGCGCUCUGCGGGCUAGGAGGAUUGGCGCGCGCCUGCGCACUGGCCUCCGGUUCCCCUUCUUCGAGUUGCGUGGGGGAUGGGGACGUGCGCACACCACGUGCUCUCCUGCUUUGUCUGCAGCCUCUCCGCCCCCCCCCGCAAAUUUCGCCAGUUUUUCCCUUCGCCAACUUUCCCUUUGCAACCGUGGAUGUCUUUCACGCUUUCGCCCCUGUCUCUUGGGUGAUAAUUUUCUUGGGAUUCGUGUACAUAAUGCAUGUUUAUCAUUCAGUAGGGAGGCCUGCCGUACGUAAGCACAUUACUCCCAACUUGGUAUGUAGAACUUGGGGCGCUACUAUUAGCGAACAGCUUGAAAAUCUUGGCCAUUUUAGGGCUACAAAGUUUCUAGCUCUGCCAAGAGACCUAAAAUACUACAAUGUUGCCAUCCUGUAGCUGAAAAUAGACUUGAUGCUUUCCUGCCCCCUUUAGGUUUUUUCCCCUUUUCUUAGAAAUGGAUUCUGAUAGGUAGCUUGUAGUCUUCCUUAGAAGUGUGUUUAUUUGUAGAAGGGCAGAUUUAAGUGAAGGAAGAGCAAUAUUCUCAACAAGACUUGGAAAGCAUACUUGUGUUUUAUAAAAUUAAGCAGCAGAAUACAUAGCUGAUGCAUUUCCUAUUGCUUUAAUACAUCAUAAUGUGUAGCUGAAAACAAGAAUAAAAGGCAUAAAUAAUAAAUAAACGGUUAUCAGAACAAGAAUAAAAGGCAGUCCUUGGUUAUUUGGGAUAUAGUGAUUAUGUGAAAUAGUGACAAAUGCAGGAUUGGAGUGUGCCCCUACUCUUGUUGAGAAGCUUUGCUGGCAUGUUGAUACCAGUUAGGGUGCUAGCAGGGAAAUAGGUAACAAGUGUGCUAACUCAUCCAAGGAUUAUUGUGCAUUAGUAGGCCUGCUUAUCUACAUGAAGCUGUAGUUCGAUGGGAGAGUCCUACAGUGCCACCUUCCUUGUUCUAUAUUUCCCUACUCUUCUCUUUUUCAGUCCCCCAAGGAACCUGAACAGCUACGCAAACUGUUCAUUGGCGGCCUAAGUUUCGAGACGACAGAUGAAAGCCUUCGCAAUCAUUUUGAACAAUGGGGCACACUUACAGACUGUGUGGUAGGUGUUUAUAUGGGGAUUGGCUUUUCAUUUUGGUGGGGACAUUGGUUACUUGGUGUUGUAGAGGUUAUUACCCAAGAAAAAUGAAUGUUUUUGAGUCCUGUAAGAAUCAUGCAUUCCAUGGCAUGCUAUGAUGUGUGUUGUAUCCUUAGAACAAAGUGAAAUAAUCUGACUUGGCUUUUUUUAUACUAGGUGAUGCGAGACCCAAACACUAAGCGCUCCAGGGGCUUUGGAUUUGUCACCUAUUCAACAGUGGAAGAGGUUGAUGCUGCCAUGAAUGCCAGGCCCCACAAAGUUGAUGGGAGAGUUGUUGAACCAAAAAGAGCUGUAUCCAGAGAGGUGAGAGCUGCUGUCGGCUGCACUAGUGAGGAGUGUACCAAAGUGCUGUACAGUGGUAUCUUGGGUUACAGUCGCUUCAGGUUACAGACUCAACUAACCCAGAAAUAGUACCUCGGAUUAAGAACUUUGCUUCAGCAUGAUAACAUAAAUUGCACGGCGGCACAGCAGCAGCGGGAGGCCCCAUUAGAUAAAGUGGUACCCAGGUUAAGAACAGACCUCUGGAAUGAAUUAAAUUCUUAACCCGAGGUACCACUGUAUUAGUUUCCUGUGGCUGAAGGCCAUAAACAUUGUGUUCAUGUACCUGGUUAUCCAGAACUGCAGUUAAAGCAACUAUAUUAAUACCAGUAGGGAAGCUUACAGUAGGGAAGGUACAAUGUAAUUAAAACUAUACUUUCAGUGCCAGUAGGUCAUGGAAUAUUUAACCUGUUGCAUCCUUUUGGUUUUUUUCAACCAUUAUAGUUAAUAAUGAAAGUCUUGGGUGGUAUGCCGGGUCCCUGUGCAUUGCUAUAUUUUACAUGGCCAUAAGAGCAACUAUUCUGUUGGUUGGUAUUCAUGUAAUGCUGUAAUCCAGUAUGUGCUCUGGUCAAUUCCUGGUUCUGAAUACACAGGAUUUGUUUAGUGUGGAGCAAUUCAUGUUUAUUUAGAAGUGUUCUCCCCCACCCCCACCCCACAUUCAGUGGUGCAUACUUGUGGUGCUCUCCAGCUGGAACUCAUGGGAAUUGUAGUCCCACAACCUCUAAAGAGCACCUGUUGGCUGUCUCUGAACUACAGCACAUAGCCUUGAUGUAAAAUAUACACCAGUCUUCAACUUAACCUAAACAUGCUGUCUGUAUGAUAGCUUUCUCCAGUACAGAGAGUUGCAGAGCAGUGAUUGGGAGAAUAAAAUGGUAGCUACUGGCUUACAGUUGAUAAUACAAGCCUAACAUUGCAUUUAUCCUGUCUUAUUCUAGGACUCUCAAAGGCCUGGAGCUCACUUAACAGUAAAAAAAAUCUUUGUUGGGGGAAUUAAAGAAGAUACAGAAGAGCACCACUUAAGGGACUACUUUGAACAGUAUGGCAAAAUUGAAGUUAUUGAGAUCAUGACUGACCGUGGCAGUGGCAAGAAGAGGGGGUUUGCCUUUGUUACUUUUGAUGACCAUGACUCUGUGGACAAAAUUGUCAGUAAGUGUAUUAUUUGAGUUGGUUUGACUUCCAAUUUUAGAGUUGCAAGGGAAAUACUGACAACACUUUGUCUUCUUUAUAUAGUUCAGAAAUACCAUACUGUGAACGGGCAUAACUGUGAAGUCAGGAAAGCCUUGUCAAAGCAGGAAAUGGCCAGUGCCUCAUCCAGCCAAAGAGGUGAGUUUUGUGGCUUUGAUUGAUAUGAACCUAGACUUCUAGUGCCUCUUUGUAGUGCUGAAUGUUGUUCUUUUUUUUGUUAGGUCGUAGUAGCUCUGGCAGCUUUGGGAGUGGCCGUGGAGGCGGAUUUGGCGGUGGUGAGAACUUCAACCGUGGCAGCAGCUUUGGUGGCCGUGGUAAGGACAAUUUUACUGGUUACUUUCAAGAUUUAAUGUUGACAUGAGGGCUUCAAAGACUUAGAAUCAUAGAGUUGGAAGAGACCACAAGGGCCAUUGAGUCCAACCCCCUGCCAAACACUUAUUCCAGAGAAUCUGCCCAGGGCUCAUGUUUUAUAACCCCCCCCCCCCCCAAAAAAAACCCAACUGCACUAAAAUGGGAGAAGAAACCUUAUUUCAGUGUCUAGUUAUUGAUUCAAAUAGACGGAAGUUGCAUGUUCAUAUUUACCUAUCUCGCGCAGGAGGGCUAUACCAGCCAGAACAUUGGUCUUCAGCUGGUUGGUCAGGAAUCCCUACUAGGUUUUAGCCUGAUUUGAGGUGGGUUGUAACAUCAGCUUAACUACCAUGCUACAAGAAAUAAAGGAGCAAUGCCCCAGUGCAGCUUGGGUUUUUUUGUUUUUUUAAGGUAUAAGAACUCAUCUAGAAGACAAAUUCCCAGAUCUCUGUAUUCUGGUUGAGGAUUUGCAGGAAUAACUUGCUUAACUUCUCUAGAAAGAUAGUAAGAGAAAUGUUUGGAAAAUGUUUUCUUCAUAGCCUGCUUUGAAUGUGUUUGUAAUAGCUGUAUUUUAAUAAAUCAGCUAAAAUUUAAUCACCCGUCAUCUUAAUGAACUGAUCCUGGUGCUAAUAGUAGUGCUCUUUCUCAGGAGGGUUUGGCAGUCGCAGUGGCGGAGGUGGUGGCGGCGGCGGCUAUGGAGGCAGCGGAGAUGGCUACAAUGGGUUUGGCAACGAUGGUAAGUUUGCAUCAACUGUGCUUUGAGGAUGCAAAUCUUUCCAAAGUGCCUUACAAAUUAAAUUGAAAGGCACUUAACAUUAAAAGACUAUUAUCAAAACCCAGCAGCCCAACUGGACCCUCCCCCAUGACAGCUGGCAAUGGAUAAACCUGCGGUUGGGGGGCAGGUAGUCUUUGAUACCUUCCCCAGCUUCCCUUCCUCUUCAAGUUUUUAAAAAUAUUUUCCCACGUAUGCUAAUUGAGAACUUUAUGCUGUGAACGAGAACAUGUCCUUUUCUUAAAGGCUAUGGAGGUAGUGGACCCGGAUACUCUGGAGGAAGCAGAGGUUAUGGCAGCAGUGGCAGCUAUGACGGCUAUAACAAUGGAGGUGGCGGCUUUGGUGGCGGCAGUGGUGGUAAGUGUUACGUUUGGGUGGUAAAAUAAUCAGCUGCGUGCACAGUUUGGUUUUGACAAAUUCCCAGUGUGGUCUUGGCAUUAAAUUUCACAUUUGCUUCAGUACCUGUUGCCAUAUGGCAAAUCCUCUACAUCUUCACGUAAAGCAGUAGCAACAAGAAUAAUAGAAGCCGAAUUGUAAAGUUGGAAGACACUCAGAAGGCCAUGUAAUCAACCCCCUGCAAUGCAGGAAUAUGCAGGUGGCCACCAAGGGGAUCGAACCUGUGAUCUUGGCAUUAUCAGCAUCAGAUUAACUAACUGAGCUAACUGGCAUGCUUCAAGGCAAAGAGACAUAAAGAUGAUCCUGUCAAAAGGACUAAAUACAAAAAAAACUAUGAAUGCCAAUCUUUGUAUAGUUCAAUAUUGCCUUUUAUGACUGCAGUGAGUAUAAGCUUUAAAGGUCUUGAUGCACACACGAGACUGCUUUGGUUAACUGAACUUUUUGUGUUGGUAGCGGGAUCUUUAAAGCAUAAUUUAAAGAUUUUUUUUUAAUAAGGCACUUUUUGAAUGCAGUAGCUUAAAUAAAAAAGACCACCUAGGGUAACCAGUGUAAUUCCACAUUUUGCAAAACUGUCUCUGGAGAAGAUAAGCAGUAUGUAUAUCUUCAUGUGAUGCUGGGUAUAAUAGACAGGGAUGGCAAAUUGUUCCUAGUUUGGUAGAUGCAAGUAACUUGUUGAAAUCAUUGCUUCUUACUCUCUACAGGAAGCAGCUUUGGAGGCGGUGGAAGCUACAAUGACUUUGGCAGUUACAACAACCAGUCUUCAAACUUUGGGCCUAUGAAAGGAGGAAACUUUGGAGGCAGGAGCUCUGGGCCAUAUGGUGGAAGUGGGGGUAGGCGUCUUUAAACUGUAGUAAAGUUGAACUGCAUGAACCUCUGUUUCGUUCCUUGAUCACAGGGAAUGGGGGGGGGAUAAGUCUACCUAGUAGGACACUAGAGGCUAAUUCCUACCUUGCUGCUCCUGUUCUUGGCUGUAUGCACCUCUCUGAAAAUGCAACUUUGAUUAUUUCAGGUGGCUACGGUGGCUCUGGUAGUGGCAGUAGCUAUGGCGGCGGAAGGCGGUUUUAAUUCCUAGGUAAGAAUCUUCCUUUUAACCAUUGAAGAAAUAUGCAGUGCUGAUGAAAUUUAAUUGUAACUCUUAAUUUAGCUGAGCAAAGUUAUUGUAGUUUAAGCUUACUUGGACUAAAAUACAGAUGUUAAAAGCUAAUAUAUGGAUUGGCAGUCGGUGGGAAGAAGCUUGCUAUUGGAUUGUAGCUUUGAGUCUCAAAUGUGUUUAGAUUAACAACUUUAUUCCGUAUUAUUCAACAGGAAACAAAGCUUAGCAGGAGAGGAGAGCCAGAGAAGUGACAGGGAAGCUACAGGUUACCACAGUUGUGAACUCAGCCAAACACAGUUGUGGCAGGGUAGAACUGCCUCAUGAAGACAUGUGUUAGACAAGCGCUUGUUUGCAAACAUCAGGACUGUAUUUGUGACUAUCUGUAACAGGAUAUUUUAGUUUUUGUGUUCUGUGGAAAGUGCAAAGCAUUCCAACAAGGGUUUUAUGUAGAUGAUUAUUUUUUUCCACACCCAUGCUGUUGAUUGCUAACUGUAAUAGACUGAUCAUGACGCUGAAUAAAUGUGUCUUUUUUAAAAUGUGCCGUGUAUAAGUUAAGUUUCACUGUAAGUCAAUAUGUACUGGUUUUAGCUGCAUAGUUGCUGUGCAGGCUUAGUUUAAAGGGUAUCAAUGCCUGUUGACAGGUCUAUAAUACUGUGUCAAAGACCAAAUAGCAGUACUGCCCGCAAUUGCAAUGGCAGUAUAAGCACCUGCCAUUGAACCCUUGAAAUGGCACUUUGGACUCAUAGUAAUAUUUAUAUUGGGGUAUGCUGUGAUACUUGUGAAAUCCAGCUGGUUCUGGAGUGCCAUAGAUACGCUACCAGUAUCAGCCCUGCACAUUUUUAAAUUACACACCUUUUAAAAGUCUUAAAGCCAGGGCCAGUUGAUUGAGUCUGCUGAAGGUUGUAAAAUCUCCAAUACUGGAGCUUAAUGCCAGGUCCAAAUGGUUUUUGCAACCUGUUCCUAAUGGGGGUGGGAUUUGUUUCCAUAACCGAAGAGGCUAGUAAAAUAUGACUUCUCAUCUGCCCCUAGCUAAAUGUUUGGGUUGGUCUGUGAAAUACUACAAUUAUUAAGAAGGCAUUGAGCAUCCUAGUUAACUGGGGAAGAUUGGAACAAAACAAGUUGAGUUCUUUACUAAGUAGCUAGACAACAGAAUUAUAUUAGUUUGUGUAUGUUGGGCAAAAGCUUUUAAAAGCUGUAGAUCUGGGUAAAGACUCCACAGUUGUUUAGCCUCUGUCUUUAUGGUUGAUUAGAAUUUUUUACUGGAAGCAGUUGUGUUUAAAAUAGUGCUGUGAAGUGAACCACCAGUACAAGGAUUUCCACGUGUAACAGCAACUCUCUCCUCCCCUUCUCCUACCCAAAUCUGCUCACAAACCCUUGAACAGAUGGGGAUUUCUGUUGUGCAAAUGGAAAUACUUGUGCUGAUGGGAUGCAACAUUGCAGCAUAUAAAAGAAAUGGGUCUGAACGUUCUUGCUGGGUUGAUAAACAAAGCUUUCCUGAUUAGAAUGCAGGAAAACUCCAUAGGGCCAUUGGUUAAUGCUGGUGCCUAAGAAAAGCAGUACACAUGUGAAACUGGUAUAUGAGGCAGCUCCCCAACAAGGCUCCUCCAGUUUCCUGGCCUCGUCUAGGAAGAGCAGCUCUUUUCUGUCAGCUUUAAUGCUUUUAAAUUCUUUGGAUUAAUAAAGUAAAGUUAAAUUAGGCCCCAUCUGCAUUAGAUGUUUAAAGCAGCAUCAUGCCACUUUAAUGUUCAUGGCUUCCCCCAGAGCAUCCCGGGGUCUGCAGUUGGUUAGGGGAUUGCACCCCUAACAAAUGGCAGUUCCUAGGAUUCUUUGGGAAAAAUAAUGACUUAAAGUGGGAUGCUUUAAAUGGUAUAGUGCAGAUGGGGCCUUAGUCUUGUGGGCAUUGAAGACACUACUUGUCUGCUAAAAGCACUUUGGUAAUUAUUCCUACAUCUUCUAAUCUGAGUGGGACAGCCGAUAAGUUCUGUCUCACAUAAUGGCUUAGAUGCACUUGAACUCCGCAGCCCAUUUUUGGGAUAGUCUGUAUUUUCUUUUUUGAAGAAACAGUUCCAGGCAUUUCUCCCUCCCCAGUGCAGUUGACAGUAGAAUAUUGGCCUCUUGGCUGUAAUAAUUUAAAACUGCUUUCUGGUCUACCUUUCCAUUCUGUGAGGUGGAGCCAAAACUGCACUUAAAAGUGGAGGGUGGGAGGGUUUGUAUAGUGUGGGUUUUCCCAAUAUUUGGUCUCCAGCUGUUUUUGGAUUACAACUAUCAACCUUAGCUAGCAGGACCAGUGGCCAACGAUGGUAGGCAUUGUAGUCCACAAACAGCUGGAGACCCAAGUUUGGGAAACCCUAGUAUAUUGGUCCAGUUAAUCUUCACUGAGACCUAAGCACACCUUAUGAAGGAUUUCCAUCCUAGCCUCUUGUUGAAAUAAGACCAGUUUUAACGUGUGCUUAAACCUUUUUCUAAAGCUGCAAUGGUGUUUGUAUAUAUAUCAUUUUGUUUGACUGGUGAAUGGCUUAAUUUAGAAUGCAAAACUGAUAGUCCUGAUGGGUUUUUACGUGGCUGAGUUUGCAAUAGCAGGCGGAUCCUUAUUCUGUUGAGGGAGACGAGACCUCAGGAUUCACGAAGUAAUGCUCGGUUUUGGCAUGGUAGCAUAACCACAACAGAGGAGAGCACGCCAGGAUCCGAAAACUAAGUAGCUUUACAAAAUCCGGGAGGCUUGCAGAUGGUUGAGCUACUAGGAACGGCUAGCAAGCAUAGCUCCGAAUGGCUUCCAGCUCAGACGCUACCACAGCUGAGAGUAGACGCGUGUUGAGUCGAGUGGACAGAUAAGCCAGGUGCAGGCUUCUGCUGACUAGAAAAGUGCUCAGUGACCACCGGAAGGAGGCAGACGAGAGUAAGGAUCCUUGCUCUUAGGACUAGCAGUCAGACGCAGAAGGAAGGAAAGGUUAUAUUACUGUACUGGUAGGUAAGAACAGAUUUUACUUAUGUCCUAUACAGUUUUGUUAUCCUGCUAAACUUUUCUCAGAGGCUGAGUUUACCUUGUAAAUACUAGUUGAGCUACUUAAAUUUUCCCAGUGCUGUAAAAUAAGCAUUAGAUGGGUAGAACAUAAUAUUGACUUGCCUAUUUUUUUUAAAAAAAAAAAAAUUAGUCACAACAUGGGUGAUGAAAUGUACUUAAUGAAAGCACUGCCUCUUAUCUCCUCCUCGGGUAGCCUUGUGGACUUAUAAAAGCAUAGUACCACAAUGCAAUGGCUAUACUGCUGUAAAUGCAGACUACUUUGGGGGGAGGGGACUCCCAUGCAAAGUACCUGUUAAAUGUAAUAGGGUGAGGUCGUAUUGAGUAUUUUAACACGUCUUCCUUUUUAUAGGAGAAGAGCUGUCCGGUGCUAAAACACCUGCUCCAAGACAAAUGGACUAGGAUGCCCCUGGAUCUCAUUUUCUGUUAAAACCAGGUAAAACCAGCCAAUCCUAAGAAGGUGGGUGAGGCAGAAUGUGGUGAAGUGACCGGGUGCAAUAAAAUACAAGAAGCACUUGAUAGUUAGCUGUAGGAUAGAAUCAUAGAAUUGUUGGAAGGGACCCAAGGAUCAUCUAGUCCAGGCAUAGGCAAACUCAGCCCUCCAUAUGUUUUGGGACUGCAACUCCCAUGAUCCCUAGCUAACAGGACCAGUGGUCAGGAAUCAUGGGAAUUGUAGUCCCAAAACAUCUGGAGGGCCGGGUUUGCCUAUGCCUGAUCUAGUCCAACCCCCUGCAAUGAAGAAAUAUGCCAGGUAGCUGCUAUGCAGAAUGAACCUAUAACCUUGGCAAUAUGAGCACCACACACUCGAAUCAGUGGUGUCCAAACUUUUUUCAAAGAGGGCCAGAUUUGAUGAAGUAAAGGGCCAUGAGGGCCGGCCAAAGUUGUUGAGGUGUUUGGUUUUUUUAGGAUUUUACCCCAGGAAAUAAACUGCCAUGGGCCGAAUUAGGCCCACAAAACGGACUUUGGACAUGCCUGCUCUUAAUCAACUGGGCUAACUUUCAAUGGAUUCCAGUAUUUUGUUUUAUUUCUAGAUUGAUAGGCAAAUACUAGGCUGCAUCUAGGAAUGAAGAGUAAUACUAAUGUGUGUUCAAAUGUUCCCUGUGUUUCAUCCUUUGUUCUUUUCUUGCAGGACUCUUCAACUUCACGUACCACAAAGCUUUCCAAGAAAGUUUAAAUGGCUACUGGGUAGCUGUAUACAUAAACUAUUCAUGUGAAUAGCUGUUAAGUAAUAUAUUUUUUUUGUAGCAACUGGGUUGCAUUUUCAGAGUUGUCAACUUCUAAGGCAGUAGUGAAUUCCAUAAUAUUCUGACACAGCCUUCUUGGCCUUCAUAUAAAAACAGGGUUGAACUCCCACUUCAUUGUGCACCUUUCAUUGCAGAAUUUAUUGAAGUUGACCUACAAUUAUGUCUUCAGAUUCCAGCUGCUCAACACCUACAAUUUCUCCCUUCCAUAAAUAAAAUGACUGGGGCCAAAACCCCCAUCUUAAUAAAAUGAGCAAUAUUUUGCA
This is a messenger RNA of Podarcis lilfordi (Lilford's wall lizard), 10770 nucleotides long. NCBI's taxonomy places the organism in Eukaryota, Metazoa, Chordata, Lepidosauria, Squamata, Lacertidae. The record is from the annotation of a GenBank genome assembly.